Messenger RNA from Lentinula edodes (shiitake mushroom), 2299 nucleotides. RefSeq names its product NPL4 family-domain-containing protein. Gene Ontology annotation, molecular function: ubiquitin protein ligase binding; ubiquitin binding. The transcript is spliced from 7 exons. The coding region runs from base 81 to 2084 and encodes 667 amino acids. Lineage: Eukaryota; Fungi; Basidiomycota; Agaricomycetes; Agaricales; Omphalotaceae. The record is from RefSeq and is a predicted model, not a curated record. Gene Ontology annotation, cellular component: nucleus. Gene Ontology annotation, biological process: ubiquitin-dependent protein catabolic process.
CCCACUUACGCGUCGAUGUCGCGUCUCUCUCUUACACUGAACAUUGUACAUUCCCUCUUAAUCUCAUCUGUGCUGUAGAAAUGCUUAUCCGAAUCAGAUCCAAAGAUGGCAAUUUUAGGCAUGAAUUCGACGCUAACGCAGACGCUCUGGUACUACUUCAGAAGAUAUUAGAGAGUGCACCCAACGCCGAUCCAGACACUGUCACCAUUUCCAACCAGCCUCGAGGAGGAGAAACAAAGUUGACAAGCUUGAAAGGACGGACUUUGAAAGCCUUGGGACUGAACCAUGGAGAUCUUGUCUUCGUACAAUACAAGGAAAAGUCUUCAGGUCCUUUAGUCACGGAAACACCAAAAUCUAGCAAGGUUGCAUCCUCUACCUCGGUGAAUGGAGGCCACAGACCUUGGGAGCUUGUACAAGAGGACCCUGUGGAUAUGUACUGGAGAUCAAGAGAUGGUAAAAUUCCUCGCGAGCGUGACCUUCAGUUUUGCAAACACGGUCCGAAAGGAAUGUGCGACUACUGUAUGCCCUUGGAACCUUACGACAUUGCUUACCAUAAAGAACAUGGUAUAAAGCACCUUUCAUAUCAUGCAUAUCUCCAAAAGAUCACGCCAAAGUCUUCUGGUGCAGCUCAAUAUAUUCCGCCUCUCAAUCCGCUCGACUAUCGAGUGAAGGUUCCCUGUCCGACUGGCAAUCAUCCAUCCUGGCCAUCUGGAAUUUGUACUAGCUGUCAACCGUCUGCUAUCACUCUCCAGUCUCAACCCUUCCGAAUGGUCGACCAUCUUGAGAUCGCAUCGACAAACGUCAUUGAUCGUUUCCUACAAGCGUGGCGAAGGACGGGGAUGCAACGAUUCGGGUGGAUGAUAGGACGGUAUGAACCAUAUGACAAAGUUCCGAUGGGUGUGAAAGCUGUUGUAGAAGCAAUCCAUGAACCUCCUCAAGAAGGUGAACUCGAUGGCCUCACACUCGGACUCCCCUGGGAAGACGAGCCGCGCGUACGGAGCUUAGCAUCUAAGGGCUCCACACCUUUGACCAUCGUCGGGUACAUUUUUACAGACUUAGAUCCUCGGGAGGAUGAUCGAACAAAGAACGUUUAUAAAAGACACCCAGGCUCUUUCGUAAUGUCCUCUUUAGAGGCCAUUUUUGCGGCCGCUAUGCAAGCAGCUAACCCUACACCUUCGAAAUCAUCCUCGUCUGGCAAAUUCUCUUCGCGUCUUGUGACAGCAAUCUUGACAGGAACAGAAGAUGGAGCUAUCGACGUGUCGGCGUAUCAGGUGUCGGAACAAGCUACCGCUAUGGUGGAAGCUGAUAUGAUCGAAGCCAGUGUCGACCCAGGUAUUGUACGCGUCAAAGAGGAGGAUCGAAGUGUAGAUUCUGCAAGAUAUGUCCCCGACGUCUUCUUUUCCUACAAAAACGAGUAUGGUUUGGAGGUGAAGAAAAGCGCCAAACCUGCAUUUCCAGUAGAAUAUCUGAUCCUCAACGUCACCCAUGGUUUCCCUCAGAACCCUGUGCCCCUAUUCCAAUCCACACAAUUCCACAUUGAAAACCGUCCUGGUCUUGAAAACCCAACAGUCGAAGGGGUUCUUUCCCAACUCUCCGCUCUGGGUGCGCCCGAUAUCCAAGAUAGCCGGCAUAGGAAGCCGGGAGAGGCUCAGAAGGUCUUUGAACUGGCGAAAUUUUUGAGCGAUUGGCAUCUUAUUGCUUUCCUCGACACUACGCAACUUUUCCCACCUGACGACAUGAAUGUGCUCAUGCAAAUCGCGACAUCGACAACCCUCAUGAGCGAUCCGAGUCAGCUGGACCCUUUGCUCGCUACAGACGGAUGGCAAACUCUGAUGACGUUCACCAGGGAGCACGCUCCUCAACAAGGCUCGACUCUCGGAUCAAUGAUGGAUGAAGAUAUACCUCAGGAUAUCCUCGACCAAAUAGCGGCGGAACAAGCUGCAGCUUCUGGACCACCGUCUGGUAUGGCUUCUGGCGUGGCGUCGGGUGCGGCGACGCCAGGUAUCAAGACGUGUCCUCAUUGUACGUUCGAGAACGACUCUACGAGGUCAGAUUGCGAAGUCUGCGGAUUGCCGUUAUCAUAGUCGAAGUUGGGUAAUUUUCCACGGACUUUCCAAUGGCGAGUGGACGAAGUAAAAAGAUGAAAUGUAACAUUUAAUCGUUUAUAAAAAUACCGAGCACCUUCUAGAAUUGAACGAAAUUUUCAUGUCAGUCCUUACUAUGGUUCACAGGGUACUUCCGUAAACAGGGUACUUCCGCAUUUUCGAAAAUCUCAUAUUUUGAACGUUUUAGGUCGAUA